AUGGAUCGAUUAUUGCCAAAUGGACACGCCCCAUGUGAAGAAUGCGGAUCUCGUUCUAAGUUCACACAAAAGGAAGAUCAGAAGCUAAUAAAGCUUGUACAAGAAUCUGGGAGGAAUCCCAACUGGAGAGAGAUUUCCAACAUAAUGCAAACAAGAACCCCAAGACAAUGCAGGGAAAGGUAUCAAAAUUACCUUUGCCCUCGAAUUAACCACAAAGAUUUCACCCAGGAAGAGGACGAAUUAAUUCUCAAACAAUUUUCAAUUCAUGGAAAUAAAUGGAACGCCAUCGCAAAAAUGUUUAGAGGAAGGACAGGUAAUAUGAUUCGCAAUAGAUGGCAGACUUUAAUCCGAAAGGCUAACAAAAAGAAGAGCAAAUCCGGCCGAAAGAAGCAUGAGACAAAGAAAUUAAUUGAAAAGCCUAAAGUUAUAAAUAUCGUUGAGCCUAAAUCUGCAGCUCCAUCUCAACCAAACGUAUUUGAUGCCCUAUUUACGAUGAUGGAUUACGAUCAAAUCUUAAAUGAUGACCAAUUCCUUAUGUCAUUUGUUGGAAAAUCAGCCAAUGCAUGA
This is a messenger RNA of Trichomonas vaginalis G3, 567 nucleotides long. Its product is annotated as RNA polymerase II transcription regulator recruiting protein. The record is from RefSeq and is a predicted model, not a curated record. The transcript has a single exon. The coding region runs from base 1 to 567 and encodes 188 amino acids. Gene Ontology annotation, biological process: regulation of DNA-templated transcription. Gene Ontology annotation, molecular function: RNA polymerase II cis-regulatory region sequence-specific DNA binding; DNA-binding transcription factor activity, RNA polymerase II-specific. Gene Ontology annotation, cellular component: nucleus. NCBI's taxonomy places the organism in Eukaryota, Parabasalia, Trichomonadida, Trichomonadidae.